AUGCUGCGUGAUCCGACAGUGCAGCGCAUGCGAUUCUUCCAAAAAAUGGCCAUGGCUAUUAUAAUUGGCGCUUGUUUUGCUGGCACUACAUCGCUCUCGCAACUGGGUGUGCAAGCGGUACAGGGUGCACUAUUUGUAAUGAUUUCCGAGAACACCUAUCACCCCAUGUAUUCGGUAUUGAAUGUAUUCCCGCAAGGGUUCCCGCUAUUCUUGCGCGAAACGCGCUCUGGCAUGUAUUCGACGGCACAGUAUUAUGUGGCCAAUAUACUGGCGAUGUUGCCUGGCAUGAUCAUUGAACCAUUACUUUUCGUUAUAAUCUGUUAUUGGAUAACUGGCUUGCGGCCGACAUUUUUUGCAUUCAGCAUAACGGCUAUCUCUAUCGUUUUGGUUAUGAAUGUGGCUACUGCCUGCGGUUGCUUCUUUUCCACAGCAUUCAAUUCUGUGCCAUUGGCUAUGGCAUAUUUGGUACCUGUUGAUUACAUUUUCAUGAUUACAUCUGGAAUUUUCAUUAAAAUUAGCACUUUGCCUAUGGCCUUUUACUGGACACAAUUCCUGUCGUGGAUGUUAUAUGCGAAUGAAGCAAUGACGAUUGCCCAGUGGUCUGGUGUUCAAAAUAUAACCUGCUUCGAGGAGAGUGAGGACUUGCCCUGUUUUCACACUGGACAGGAUGUGCUGGACAAAUACAGUUUUAAUGAAUCGAAUCUGUACAGAAAUUUGCUUGCGAUUUUGGCUAUUUACUUUUCCUUUCACAUCCUGGGCUAUUACUGUUUGUGGCGGCGCGCUAAAAAGAUUUAAUAUAGCGCCUGGAUGUUGAUGUAGGUUCAUCGGAUAAACAAUUAUAUGAAAAAGUACUCGCUUGUGAAUUUAACCUUUAUCUUAUUAGUAAUUCUGUAAUAUUUUUUACAUUCGCACACUUUUUUUUUUGAGAACUGCCACUUAUUUAAAUGAGAUUUAUUAGCAUUCAAGCUGUACUUUAUUUUAUAGCUACAGCUCUUCUUACAAUUAUAUUUAGAUAUACGUAUUUGUAUUUAAAUAAUACGCGCCAGAUAAUACGUAUUGGCAAAACACUGGCUAAAAAUAUAA
Molecule: messenger RNA, 1083 nt
Organism: Rhagoletis zephyria (snowberry fruit fly)
Lineage: Eukaryota; Metazoa; Arthropoda; Insecta; Diptera; Tephritidae
Product: protein scarlet-like
Biological process (GO): transmembrane transport
Cellular component (GO): cytoplasmic vesicle membrane; plasma membrane
Molecular function (GO): ABC-type transporter activity
Source: RefSeq, a predicted model, not a curated record